This is a messenger RNA of Thalassophryne amazonica, 7163 nucleotides long. It is a transcript of the gene tg, whose product is annotated as thyroglobulin. The transcript is spliced from 47 exons. NCBI's taxonomy places the organism in Eukaryota, Metazoa, Chordata, Actinopteri, Batrachoidiformes, Batrachoididae. Gene Ontology annotation, biological process: thyroid hormone generation. The record is from RefSeq and is a predicted model, not a curated record.
AAGAUGACAAGUUGCCGCUGCUCUGUCACCACAGCGACGAUGGCUCGGCUGCUUGGCAUCGCCUGCAUCCUGGUGUGCUGCCCCUGGUUGCUGCAGGGCCGACCUUCAGAGUACCAGGUGGAGACCGAGAGCCUGAGCUCAUGUGAGCUGCUGAGGGACAUGGCUGUUGCUAAGCAACAAGAACACAUCCCUCAGUGCACCGAGAACGGCGGCUUCAGGCCUGUACAGUGCAGUAGGCGGGGCCAGGAAUGUUGGUGUGUUCACGCUGACGGUCAGGAGAUUGCUGGGACUCGAACCAACACCUCUCUGCCACAUUGCCCCUCCCCCUGUCAGCUGCAGUCCCUCCUGCAGUGUUCUCCAUCUGGGCUCUUCAAAUCGGUUCAAUGUAACUCCAGCAGGGGGCAGUGUUGGUGUGUGGAUCAGGAUGGCAUGGAGCUCUACGGAACCAGACAGAAUGGAAAACCACCCCGCUGUCCUGGUGCCUGUGAGAUCAGGGCGAGGCGACUCCUUCAUGUUUCUCGCUCUCCAUCGCUUCCUCAGUGUGCAGAAGACGGCAGCUUCCUUCCUGUACAAUGCAAAUUCAUCAACACUACUGAUGGAACCGAGCUGGACAUGCUGCAUGCCUUCAACAGGUUUCCAGAAGCCUUUGAGACCUUCAGUCGCUUCAGGAAGUUUUUUCCGCUGGUUUCCUCUUAUUGUUUCUGUUCAGACAGCCGCGGCCGAGAACUACACGACACAGGCCUGGAGCUCCUCCUCUCUGAGGUGUACGACUCAGCGUUCUCCGGUGGUCCUCCUGGUCGCAUGUUCUCCCAGUCCAACAUCUAUCGAGUCCUGCAGAGGAGGAUGCUGGGAGUUCGUCUCACCCUGACUGGACACUUCAGAUGUCCAACUGCCUGUGAGGAGGAACGUCGGGUGGCGGAGGAGACAUCCAGUGUGUUUGUUCCGUCCUGUGAGGCUGACGGAUCCUUCUCAGCCAGGCAGUGCCUGGACGGAGGGCGGUGCUGGUGUGUCGAACCCACAGGGAGGGAACCUUCUCAGACACAAUGGCAUGGACAGUCCCUGGUUUGCACUUCACGUGAUCUUAAUUGCAUAUCGUUGCGUCGUCUGGCUCUAUCUCGGCUCUUCGUUGGCCCCGUCGGUCCUCCUCUGUUGACAUCCACCAGCAGAUCUCCAGCCUGGUGCCAGUCUCUACUGCAGCCCCUCGAGGACUUCCUCCCUGCUGAUAUGGAACGAGUCUCCUUCCUCUCACAGUUGUUCGAGGUUUUUGAUGGUCUCUUUGCCUCAGUGGGCGGAGCUCUGCAGGCUCUGUCACGCUCCUCCCCAGCCCGCCUACAGGAGAACCUGUUUGGAGGAAAGUUCUUGAAGAGUGCCUCUACAUUUAACUUCAGUGGAGUCACAGGGCCCAAAGGUACCCUCAACAUGGACCAGAUCUCAUUCCAAGACCAAGGUGUCACCAUCAACCUCCAGAAGAACCAAGAUCUGGUCCAGUCUGUUAGCUUAGCGCUGGAAAACCCAACCUUCCUCUACACCUUCAAACACACCCUGACGGUGGUGACCAGCUCACACAUGGCUUCACUGAAACAGGUUUUGAUUUCUCUGCUGAACUUUUGCUCCAAGGAGCAAGAUGCGGAGAGCAUGCCAGCCGUGUUUGUCCCGAGCUGCACUGCCCAGGGAGGAUUCCAGGAAGUGCAGUGUCGGGGUGAUGAGUGCUGGUGUGUGGACCCUGUGGGGCAGGAGGUCGCGGGGACACGGAGCACAGCUCAGAGGCCUCGUUGUCCAUCACGAUGUGAGAGGGCGCGGAUGUUUGCAGUCAAAAUGAAAGCCAGGUUGGCAGCAGGAGCAGAGAUCCACAUCCCAGCAUGCUCGGAGGAUGGCGAGUAUUUGCCUCUGCAGUGUGUUGGCUCUCGCUGCUUCUGUGUGGAUGCCAAAGGAGUCCCGCUGCCAGCAACACCAGCAGGGGGCGUUGUUGUCUGUCCAGACAUAAGAUCACAGAAUCUGCGCUCAUCUACUGGAUUGUGUUCUCAGGUGGUCGCUAAAGUCACGUCAUUCAGGCAGGAAGUCAACCGCAUCAUCGACCUCUCAAACUCCACCCACUUAGCACUGGAAUAUGGAUUCCUAUUGGCCAAAGGGCUGCAACUAACCUCAGAGGAAGUGCAGAUCUCUGAUAGGUUACUGAGCCGAUCCAAAGCUGCUCUGCGAUUGGCUGCCUACUCCACUCUGCAGAUGUUGCUGCCGGAGCAGCGGCACAACUACCAGCCUUUCACACCACAGUGCGAUGCCAAUGGAUUGUGGCGGCUCAUGCAAUGUUACCGCGCCACAGGUCAAUGCUGGUGUGUUGAUGAAGAUGGAGAGUUUGUCCAAGGAUCUUUGACCAGCCACACUCACCGCCUGCCGACAUGUCCGACUCGCUGUCAGAGGGCUCAGGCUCAGACUCUGCUUUCUGGUUGGAGGAAAUGGUCUGACAUCACUAUGGCCUCUUCAUCCAGCAGUCCACAGUGUGAAAAGGAUGGUCGUUUCUCAGUUCUGCAGACAGGGGGUGCUGCUGCGUGGUGUGUCAACCCUCUGACUGGAGAAAAGAUUCAGACUGCGACACUGGACACAUCUGGAAAACCAAAAUGUCCCAGCUGGUGUGAACUGCAGGGUCUUCACUGCCGGCCCGACGCCACCUUCGCGCCUCUGCAGUGUGAUGUCACAUCGUGCUGGUGUGUCACUGAGGACGGACAGGAAGUGGACAACACCCGAACACCUCGACAGACAGGGCGCACACCGUCAUGUGACCGUCCUGUCUGUUUGGACUCUGCCAUUACCCAUGGUGCUUUGCUAUGCAGCCAAGCCACUGCUAGCCAUCAGAACUGUGAUCUCAUCUGUCACCGUGGUUACCAAAAUGCACUUCCUGACAAACACUUCGUGUGUGACACUGUGAAACGGAAAUGGGAGGAAGACAAGCCGCCAUGGGCUGGAAGCUGCCAGAUCUCUCGGCCUCUGCAGACGGCCUCAUCUGCUCAGGUCUGGGUGUUAUCAGCAUCCUGCUCCCAGAUCAGCCAUCUGCAGCAUUUACUGCUCAACGCCAUGACCAGCAGGGGGCUCUGUUCCUCUCAGCUUCCUGUACGGGACCGUGGCAUGUCGCUGUGUGACGACUCGUCUGUGCGUCUGCAGUGUGAUGGCGAUGGCACUCUGAGGCUAACGGUCAGGUGGACAACGACCCUGUCUGACCUCUUCGACCUCGGGAACAUUGUUCUCGCCCUGAACGAGUCCAGACUGCUGGACAGGAUCCAGGACCUUCUGGGAGCACUGUGGCCCACAUCAGAUCCUAAGCUGGUUUCUGUGACAGCCCCAGGUUUCGGUUGUUCCAGAGGUUAUCGCCUGGACAGUGACAGUGACGGCUGCGUUAUCUGUCCUGCUGGGAGUUUCUCCAGUGAGGGGGCGUGUCUUCUCUGUCCUCAGGGGACCUAUCAAGAUAAAGAUGGACAGGAUGUGUGUGAACAAUGUCCCAGAGGAUCGUCGGCUGCUGGAGCAUCAUCUGUCAGCCAGUGUGAGUCGGAAUGCGAGAGGCGGGGCUUGCGGUGUUCAGCCCGAGGUGACUUUCUCUUCGCACAACCUGACUUCCUGUCUGGCAGCUGGAGGUGUUUCAGCAGCGAGGGGGUGGAGCUUGACUGGACCAUCACUGACACGCUUCUGACGGAGGAGGAGUGCUCAGGUGACCUCAGCCAAUCAGAAAACAGCUCAACCAAUCUGCUGCUUUCAAUUUUAUCUAUUUAUUAUUUUUUUGCCACUGGAUUUCUGGGUAAUACUCAGGCUGAGCUGUUUGAUUCGCUGAGCUGCUCUCUGAGAGUGAGGGGUGGAGCCUCAGAUCUGCUGGUCAUCAGGAAGAAAGGUGUGUGUGUUUUAGGGGCAGAGUUUUCCAUGCGUCAGCAGGGGCGGAGCUUUGUGAGGAUACCGAUGAUGAAGGCUGUGUCGGGGGUGUACAGGACACAGGUGUUCUCGUCCCAAAGGGCGUCACUCGCUGACGUGCACAGAGUAUGUCAGGAUGGCUGCAGCCGUGACCCCUGCUGCGAGGGAUUUAUCCUCAACCAGAACCGCCUCAGCGGAGGCUCUCUGCUCUGUGGUUGGCUCAGAGCGCCAUCGGUCUUGAUGUGCAGCAACCGGGACUGGGAUGUGAGCGGUCAGGGAAAAGCCACGCGUAUCUGUGGGGUGGGGCUGAGCUACAGCGAGCAGCAGAAGAACUUCAUUUUGGACUUUGGAGGACAAAAGUUCACCAUCACGGAUUCUGCUCUGCCGAAUGACAGUCGGAACAAGAAGGACUACCAGGCCUUCAUCGUCAGCUUCCAGGCCAUCUACCUGACCACAGAUGCUGAGUUGGCGGCUGAUUCUGCAUCUUUAUCCUGUGAAGUACCUGAGCUCAGCCCUCUGAAUGGUGCAGAGUCAGUCCGGCUCAGGUUUGACAUUCUGUCAGAUGAUGACGUGGUUGUGGAUCCUCAGAGGACACUUCCUGCUCUCUCCUUCUGGCUCAACAAGAAGAACUACAACUCCCAGCAGGCACUGUUGUGGUGUCUCACACGCUGUGACGCGGAGCAGCGCUGCUCUAUCGCUGACCUCAGAGACGCUGACUCAGCAGCUUUUUUCAGCUGCAUCCUGCAUCCCGACAGCACAGUCUGUGGUGCGUAUAACAAACCACUACGACGACCGUGCCGCCCCCUGCUGAACAGGAUGCCAAACAACACCUACAGCAAAAAAGUGGAUUUGUCUGGACCGGUGGAGAGUUUCUACCUGAGAGUUUCCUUCCAGAAGAUGGUUUCUUAUUCUGUUCGCAGCCGAGUCAGUGUGGAAGAAAACAAGCCGCUGUCAUCCGGCUUCAUGCAGUGUGAGCGCCGCUGUGACCAGGAUCCUUGUUGCCGUGGAAUCGGAUUUGUUCAAGACACUAAGUCCACAGGCGGCUCCGAUGUGGUCUGCCUGUCUCUGAUCAGUCUCGGGAUUCAGACCUGCAGUGACGAUGACGUGACCACCUGGAGGACUCAAGACUGCGGACCCUCUGCCAUGCAGACCGCACCGGAACCCUUUGGAUGGUACCAGAAACCUGUGAAUCAGUGGACUUUGGAUCCUGCUCUCUGUCCUCCCUUCAGCCUGCCGCCACUCCAAACCAAUGUGUCUCUGGAUCAGUGGCGUUUUCUCGACGGGUUUUCGGUGCUCGUUGACCUGACUCUGACUACGUAUGAUGUCAUCCACCUGAGCCGAGACAUCGCCACCAACCGGAGCAGGGCCAGGGACUGGUGUCUCCAUGCCUGUCAGGAGGCGGAGUCUUGUAUGGCACUGUCACUAAGUGAAACGGAUGCCGCCAUUCGCUGCAUCCUCUACCCUGACACCAGAGUCUGUGGUUUAAGCUCCGCCCCCGGUUCAGCUAGCCCUGCCUCCUCCUGUAAGCUGGUCAUCAGAGAGCCCGCCCCUCAGGUGUACCUGAGGACAGAGUUGUUGCCAUUGGUUACAUCAGUCUCUAUCCCUGGUCAUGGAACCCUGAAAGGUGUCGCUGUGGAAACUGUCCUGGGCUCAGACAGGAAGAAGGUUGUUCAGUUUCUAGGAGUUCCAUAUGCUCGUCCUCCAAUCGGAUCGCUCCGCUUUACAGCAGCUCAACCACCUGAUUGGAUGGGAUCGUGGGACUCCACAAAACCUCGGUCCAGCUGUGUCCAGCCUGGUGACCUGGACUCUGCCGGAUCCAGUGAGGACUGUCUGUACCUGAACGUCUUCAGUCCAGCCGGCCUGAAGGGGCGUGUUCCAGUCCUGGUUUUCUUCUUCAACCCUUCAGCCAAUCAGAACCCAGGACUGUUGGAUGGCUCCACCCUUGCUGCUGUUGGUAAUAUUGUGGUGGUAACGGCCAGCUAUCGAACCGCAGCGCUGGGCUUCCUCAGCACGGGUUCAUCUGGUCUUCAUGGUAACUAUGGACUGUCAGACCAGGAGGCGGCGCUGCACUGGGUUGAAGCACACAUCACCCUCAUGGGUGGAGACAAUAAGAGAGUGACAGUUGGGGCAGAGCGUCACGGCGCUGACAUCACCACCCUUCAUCUUCUAUCUCCCUCACUGUCGCCUCUCUUCCAGCAUAUGAUUCUGAUGGGAGGCUCAGUUUUCUCUCCGGCGCUGCUUCAGACCAGCUCCGCCUCCAGGAACCAGUCCCUCAGCCUGGCCAGAGAGCUGGGCUGUCUGACCUCUGACCCCACUGAUGAAGACAAGAUCAUCGCCUGCCUCCGAGCGAUGCCUGUGCACGUGCUCAACGCGGCCCAGACCAAGCUGCUGGCGGUCAGCGGUCCGUUCCAGGCCUGGUCCCCUGUGGGUCAGGGCGCCGCCCACUCAUCCUUCCACAGAGUCGACCUUCUGCUGGGGACGUCAGAACACGACGGCCUGAUCAGCCGAGCGCGCCGGAUCAAGGACUUUGAGGUGCUGCAAGGAAGACUGGACGGAAAGACGGCGUUCUACGAGGCGCUGAGCCGCUCGUUGGGUGGAGCCAAGGGGAGUGUCCUACUGAAGGAGGCGGCGGCCUGGUUUUACUCACUGGAGCACGGCCCCUCCCCUGCAGGAUACAACGUGUUCUCCAAAGCGCUGGACAACGCCACGAGGGAUCAGUUCAUCCUGUGUCCCAGUCUGCGGAUGGCGAGCCACUGGGCUAACAGCAAAGCUAACGUGUUUCUGUACCACCAACCUGCUACCAGCGCACAAGACAGGGCGGACGUGUCCGUCCCACUGGACGUUCAGUUCUUCUUUGGAAUUCCAAAUCAUCCAAUGAGCUUUCAGCGUUUCACCACCUCAGACCGACGACUUUCUUUGGCAAUGAUGACCUACAUCUCCAGCUUCGUUAGGACCGGGAACCCAAAUCCAUCCCAGGUGUGGGACGAGUCAGUUCUGACCCGCUGGAUGCCAGUUAUCCCCUCUGUGGCUCCGCCUAUGUACCUGGAGUUGGGCCCCGCCCUGUGGCUGCAGCAGGGCCUCCGGCAGAGCGCCUGCUCCUUCUGGAACCAGCUGGCCGACAAACUGAGCUUUCUAUGACUAUGCUCUUUUUAAUCUCCAGGUGAUGUAGAGGCGGAGCCUGUCCAGGUUGCAUUGAUCUCUGAGCUGCCAUUGGCUCCAGUGCCCAGUGAAUCACAGAGUGAGAAAGUCUCCUACAGCUGAAAGCCACGCCU